Messenger RNA from Coregonus clupeaformis (lake whitefish), 1103 nucleotides. RefSeq names its product monocyte to macrophage differentiation factor 2-like. The record is from RefSeq and is a predicted model, not a curated record. Lineage: Eukaryota; Metazoa; Chordata; Actinopteri; Salmoniformes; Salmonidae. The transcript has 4 exons. Gene Ontology annotation, cellular component: membrane. The coding region runs from base 78 to 485 and encodes 135 amino acids.
CUGUCUCUCUACAGUAGAGUGGAGCAGUGUGUGUAUAAUAACUGUCUCUCUACAGUAGAGUGGAGCAGUGUUUCCACAUGUGUGACAGAAUGACCAUCUACUUCUUCAUCGCUGCUUCCUACGCCCCCUGGUUAAUGCUGAGGGAGUUGGGUCCAUGGUCGUGUCACAUGCGGUGGAUUAUCUGGAUCAUGGCAGUUAUCGGCUCCACAUACGUCUUCUACUUCCAUGAGAGGUAUAAACUGGUGGAGUUACUAGGAUACGUUGCCAUGGGGGCGGUGCCUGCGCUGGUCAUGCUGUCCAUGGCGGACAGGGCAGGUUUGUGUGAGCUGGCGGUGGGCGGGGUUUUCUACGUAGUGGGUGUGGCCUUCUUUAAGAGUGAUGGAGUCGUCCCAUUCGCUCACGCCAUCUGGCACCUGUUCGUUGCCAUGGGAGCAGCUACACACUACUACGCUAUCUGGAGACACCUGUACACACCUGGACCCUGAGACACCCACACAUCCCUAACGUGGUGCUGGCCUGUUGACAUGGUGACAUCACCACUACCAACUGUGAUAAUUAUUAUCAUCAUUAGUUGCAGCAGUACCACAGUUACUAACAUGCUGGAAACAGGCUUUGAUUAAAUAAUGCCUGGACUGUAAACGUUACACACCAGAAGGAUCUCUGUCCAAUUAGAGACAGGAAUCAAUGAACUACCAGAAAGAUCUCUCUCUGUCCAAUUAGGGACAGGAAUCACUGAACUACCAGAAUGAUCUCUCUCUGUCCAAUUAGAGACAAGAAUCAAUGAACUACCAGAAUGAUCUCUGUCGAAUUAGAAACAGGAAUCAAUGAACUACCAGAAUGAUCUCUGUCGAAUUAGAAACAGGAAUCAAUGAACUACCAGAAUGAUCUCUGUCGAAUUAGAAACAGGAAUCAAUGAACUACCAGAACGAUCUCUGUUCAAUUAGAGACAGGAAUCAAUUAACUACCAGAAGGAUCUCUCUCUGUCCAAUUAGAGAGAGGAAUCAAUUAACUACCAGAAGGAUCUCUCUCUGUCCAAUUAGAGAGAGGAAUCAAUUAACUACCAGAAGGAAGACCUGACCCUCAUAACCCUGACCUGCACAACA